This is a messenger RNA of Alternaria viburni, 744 nucleotides long. RefSeq lists its product as uncharacterized. NCBI's taxonomy places the organism in Eukaryota, Fungi, Ascomycota, Dothideomycetes, Pleosporales, Pleosporaceae. The transcript is spliced from 2 exons. The coding region runs from base 1 to 744 and encodes 247 amino acids. The record is from RefSeq and is a predicted model, not a curated record.
AUGUCUCACUUCCCGGCCGCCAAAGCAGCUCUGCUCUUUGCUCUCAUCAGCGUGACCACCGCGAGUUUGACCGGAGUGAUACUGAAUCCACUCAUCAGCGGGACAGAAGGAGCGUUAAAGUGGCAGCCGGUCCUUGACUGGGACAAGGACGUAUGCUAUCAGACUUCGGCCAUCGACUCCAACGGCAACACCAAUCCAGGCCUGGGUCCAAAAUAUUCCGUGAGCGAGUGUCGCGAUUCGUCGCACCAAUGGAACUGCAACACUUACGCACGUGAGCGAUGCAACCACGGAUGGUGCGUCUACAUGUACGCCUAUCACAGCGAGAUGGACAGGGCGGUAGCCGACACUACUGGGGAUCGGCACGAUUGGGAGCAUGCCAUGGUCUGGACGCGUGGCGGGGCUGCAUGGUCCGUUAUGUGGUCUGCUCACGAUGACGACGCCGACCCACGGGAUGUUCGCUGGGAGGGUUACCACCCAAAAUUGGUCGCGCAUCGUGGCGGGGCGAACAUGGCGUCACUACGUCUCGCGAAGGCGGCGGAUGACGACAUCGAGAAUGACUUAGAGAUAUGGCAGGCAUGCCAUCUUCAACAGAUCGGCGUCAUGGACAACGGUCUCGCUCAAAAACUCUUGAACACGAACUGGGGAAAUGCCCACAUGGACCUGCCUGAUAGCCGCUUCCAGGAACAAUUGGAAAAGUACAUGCCAAAGCAGGCCAGACAGGACGGCUUUACUGCGCGCGACUAG